Dicrocoelium dendriticum is the source of this 1342-nucleotide messenger RNA. NCBI's taxonomy places the organism in Eukaryota, Metazoa, Platyhelminthes, Trematoda, Plagiorchiida, Dicrocoeliidae. The record is from the annotation of a GenBank genome assembly.
AUGGCCUUCAAGUUCGCCAAGGCCUCUGAUGUCGCCAAUCUGGAACUGCUGCAUGAAGUACUGGUGGACCGAUGCAGACCUUCCGUUACACGAUCCUCUUCCUCGACCGCAUCUUCUUCCAGAUUUGAUACAUUCCGUGACAGAAAACAGCGUUCUUUGCUGCACGUUGCCGCCAAGGCGAGGAACCUUGCAACAAUCAGAUGUUUGCUACGCAUUGGACUGUCUCCCUCCAUUGAAGAUGCGAAUGGGGACACUGCAGUCUCUUUGCUACUGCAAAGUUGCAUAAAGCGUUCUGAAAGAAAGCACCGUAAAAGGAUUAAAACAACCAAAGGAAUUGCAUAUGACAUGUGUUGUGAGCUUCUUCAGCCUCUUUUGGAACGUGACCCCACUCUCCUAUCCAUCCGGACCCCUGAUGGACGAACGCCUGCGGAAAUGCUGCAAGUGCUCUGGUUCGAGGCCUCUGAAAAUCAGCGAAUGAGGGGCGAUAAGCUUCUUAUGGAUGUGAUGUCAAAGGCCCGUCAGUCAACUUCUUUGUCGUCAUUAACUGCUUCGGUUCCCGAUGGGGGUGCUUCGGAUGACGAAUUCCUAAACUCCUACCACUAUGACGACGAAGAGUAUGCUUGGGAAGACUACUUUUCUGAAUUUGGAAAUCAAUAUUUCAAGUCACACCUGGAUUCCAUACGAGAGGAGUACGAGACGAAGCAACGUUCUUUUGCGGAUCCACCUAGAAGCUUUCCAAAACCCAAAAGGCCGUCGCCAACAUUAGAGCCUAAUCGCAUGAAUUUUUUCCAGCGCCACAAAGUUGCAAUGGCUGCUAGGCAGGUCAGGAAACCGGUGGUAGACUUCCAGGCAUUUGAUUCACAAUGGAAGGAGUUUUCCUCGCAAACUGGACCCAUCGAUACUUUGGAUGCAAUUCCCUGGCCUCCUUUUUGCGGAAAACAUCUCAGCUGCGAUCGAUCCUCCUCAGCUGCGCUGCGUAUCGAAUUAGUUUUGCGCUUUGUAGACAAUUCCACCCAGUCUCUCCGACAGUUGCAGGUCAGAUGGCACCCAGAUCGCUUCUUUAGCAAAUUUGGCUCCCGUAUUUCACCAAAUAUUAUGAGCAAGGUUUCAAGCAACGUAGUUGCUGUCUCCCAACUUCUCAAUGCUGCAACAGAAUUUUUACGGCAGAACCAAGGACCUGAUGAGCCGUCCUCAGACAAGUAAAGGACAAAUGCUGUACAAGUCUCUUACUUAUGAGCACAUGUUUCAACUGAAAAAUUCAAUUUUCCACUGCUCAUCUCGUCAGUUGUUAUCUCAGCUGAAUUUGUUUGUUCUUUGCUGCGAUGAAAAACACAGUCAGCCG